This is a messenger RNA of Dioscorea cayenensis subsp. rotundata (Guinea yam), 1194 nucleotides long. RefSeq lists its product as uncharacterized. The record is from RefSeq and is a predicted model, not a curated record. Lineage: Eukaryota; Viridiplantae; Streptophyta; Magnoliopsida; Dioscoreales; Dioscoreaceae. The coding region runs from base 31 to 351 and encodes 106 amino acids. The transcript has 2 exons.
AAAGAUGACCUCCAAAAGCUUCAGCGAAGGAUGAAGAGGAUCACAUGCGUGCUCAAGGACGCCGAGAAGAAGAAGAUCCAAGACGACACUGUCAAAUUAUGGGUUGAUGAGCUGAAAGAUUUGAUGUACGAUGCCGAUGACAUCAUAGAUCUUUGCAUGAUACAGGGUACUGGGCUUUUGCAAGAUGAUCAUCAUCAUUCUCUGGCUGAGUCAAGUGCUACUGCCUCAACAAGGAAUCUGACAUUGUGGGAUGGGAUAUUAGAGAUGCUACCAAGAGUCUUGUUGAUUUAUUGGCCUAUCAGCAUGAACAGAAAUGCCGUCUUUUUGCCAUUAUCGGCAUGGGGGGCAUAGGCAAAACCACACUCGCACAGUUGAUAUAUAAUGAUUCCAAGAUAAAUGAUGAUUUUGUGUUGCAUUCAUGGAUUUGUGUUUCAAAAUUCUACACAUCAAGGUCUGAUUUGCUGAAGGAACUCAUAAGAAAUGUUGGAGGUACUUGUGGAGAGUCAACCACAGUUGCGGAGCUACAAAAAAUACUUUGUGAUGUCUUGCAUAGGAAGAGCUUAUUUCUGGUUUUGGAUGAUGUUUGGGAGGGAGAUGUAUGGCUUAAUUUAAUUAAAAAUCCAGUAGAAAGCGCAACAACUAAAUGUAGAGUCUUGGUCACCACAAGAGAUAGAAAUACUGCUGUAAAAAUGGGGGCAAUUCACAUCCACAAUGUCAACAAAUUGCCGUUGAAUUUUGGUUGGGAAUUAUUAUGCAAAAAGGUUUUCACAAAUAAUGGUGAGAGUCAGAGAGAUAUUCAAAGAAUGAAGGAGAUAGGGAUGCGGAUUGUUGAAAAAUGCGAUGGUCUUCCUGUCGCAAUAAAAGCCAUUGCAGGUGUUCUUGUAACAAAAGAUCUAGAUAAAAGAGAAUGGGAGGAUGUACUUAACAACAAUGCUUGGACUAUUACAGGACUUCCAGAAGAGCUCCGAGGAGCGUUGUACUUGAGCUAUGAAUCCUUACCUUCAGCUCUUAAACAUUGUUUCCUCUAUUGCUUUCUUAUCCCCUAUGAUCGUGAAUUUUAUCUUGAAGAACUUGUUCCUGAAUGGAUUGCAGAAGGUUUUAUAGAAGAUAGUGGAAAUGUAUCGAUGGAGGAUGUUGCAAAAGGCUAUUAUAGGGAACUAAUUUGGAGGAGUUUCUUACAACCUUCUCCUUAUG